Molecule: messenger RNA, 1257 nt
Organism: Gossypium raimondii (Peruvian cotton)
Lineage: Eukaryota; Viridiplantae; Streptophyta; Magnoliopsida; Malvales; Malvaceae
Product: PLASMODESMATA CALLOSE-BINDING PROTEIN 3
Exons: 4
Coding region: 272-982 (236 amino acids)
Source: RefSeq, a predicted model, not a curated record
ACCCCAUCAUUACUAUCACCACUUACCAAACCUAAAUUCCAAAGCACUUUUCCAUCUUUGCUUCCUUUUUUCAACCUUCAUUCUCACCUUUUUUCCCUCCUUUGCUUCUUCCUCUCAAAACAACCACACUACACACUCUCUCUCUCUCUAUAUCCAUUCCCAAAAUUCGUUCUUUUUCGCACCAUCAUUCAUGUUUUCUGUAGUUUAUCACACCCUUUAAUUCGCUCUUCUUUGUCCCAACCCAAAAAAGAAGAAGCAGGAAGUUACAGAAAUGGUCUCAACUACUAUUUCCACUAAGAUAUUCCUCCUGUUUUGUCUCUUAUUCUCUCCAGGUCGAGGUGUUUCAAAGAAGGUCGAUAUAUCUAGUGAACAAAAGGACAUAACAACUCCAAUAACAACGAUGCCAACAAUAAUUCCAACCACGACUCCUACUUCAUCAAGUCCAGUACUGAACCCAACUUCGAACCCGGAUACGGCAUCUCCAAUGAUAAUGACACCGAUGACGAUGGCACCGGCAACAACUACGAGCGGGGGAUUGGGGGGAAGCUGGUGUGUAGCAAGCCAAAGUGCAUCAGAAAGGGCAGUACAAGUAGCACUAGACUAUGCAUGUGGGCAUGGUGGUGCAGACUGUGCAGCAAUUCAGCCAGGGGGGAUGUGCUACAAUCCCAACACGGUUCAUGCUCAUGCUUCCUAUGCAUUUAACAGCUAUUUCAGGAAGAACCCUGUUCCUAGUAGCUGUAAUUUUGGAGGCACCGCUGUUACCACCAACAUUGAUCCAAGUAGUGGGACAUGUCAGUAUCAAUCCACAAGCACAACUUCUUCCAUCUUAAACACUACCAAUUCAAAUGGUUCAAAUGUUUUCGGUGCGGUGCCUUACAACCCAUCUCCGCCGUCAGCCGCCGCUGUCAGAUUAAGACCACCCGGGCAGCCCUUUUUCACCACUUUGACAUGCCUGGGCAUAUACUAUCAACGAAGCAGAUGAAGACCUUUUUUUCUUUUUCUUAAAAUCUCUUGGUUGCCACAAGGUUUUAAAAUUUUUAAUGGAAACUAAGGAGAACCAUAUAAAUUGCUUAGUGAAUGGUGAGCAGAUAAAAUGUACUAGAAAAAUGAAAGAAUGAGAGAGAACCACAUUUUAUUUUCCUUUUUCUUUUUCUUUUAACUUUAGGUUGAAAAUGCGUUGGAAUAGAGGGAUGGCUAAUCCAUGUAAUUUUUAUAAUCCCAUUUAAAUUAUGUUUAUAUUAAUAUUGUUAUACCCCA